CCUCUCGCCGUCACUCUCCUCCGCCUCCUCGCACCCAUGGAGCCCCACGCCGCCGCCGCGCAAAACCCUAACCCUACACCUAACGCUAGCGCGGGCCCGCCGCCCAUCUCCGCCUACUACCAGACACGCGCGGAGCACCACGCCGUCGUCUCCAGUGACUGGCUCGCGCACGCCGCCGCCGCCGCGGCCUCGCUCCCCGAGGCCGACGCCGCCGCCGCCGCCGACGACUCCGCCGCGUCGCUCCUCUCCCCCGGGAGCAACGGCGGCGGGGUGAUCGAGGAGUUCAACUUCUGGCGGCGCAAGCCCGAGGCCGCGGAGGCCGUGGCAGCCAUCAUGGCGCUCGCCGCCGUAAUCCGCUCCAGCAGGGCCACCACCAUGAUGGAGCUCGAGAUCGAGCUCAAGAAGGCAUCCGACAAGCUCAAGUCUUGGGAUGCUACUUCCAUUUCUUUGUCUGCUGCAUGUGAUUUGUUCAUGCGGUUUGUAACAAGAACAUCACAUUUGGAGCAUGAGAAGUUUGAUGCUGCAAAAUCACGCCUAAUUGAGCGCGGAGAAAAAUUUGGAGAGAUAUCCUUAAAGGCUCGUAAGACAAUUGCGAUGCUCAGCCAGGAUUUCAUUUCUGAUGCAUGUACAAUCCUGGUACAUGGUUAUUCCAGAGUUGUUUUGGAAGUUCUAAAGCUAGCUGCUUCUAACCGCAAGCUUUUCCGGGUACUAUGCACAGAGGGCAGACCAGAUAGAACAGGUUUACGAAUGUCAAAUGAACUUGCAGCACUAGGCAUUCCUGUUAAGGUGCUAAUUGAUUCAGCUGUUGCUUAUUCAAUGGAUGAAGUAGACAUGGUGUUUGUUGGUGCUGAUGGGGUUGUCGAAAGUGGAGGAAUAAUCAAUAUGAUGGGCACUUAUCAGAUUGCCCUUGUGGCUCAAAGCAUGAACAAACCUGUUUAUGUGGCUGCUGAAAGUUACAAGUUCGCACGCCUCUAUCCAUUGGACCAGAAGGACAUGACACCGGCACACCGACCAAUAGAUUUUGGAGUUCCAAUUCCAGCUGGCGUGGAGGUUGAGACUUCUGCAAGGGACUACACCCCUCCCCAGUAUCUCACGCUGCUUCUGACUGAUCUCGGUGUUCUGACACCAUCUGUUGUGAGCGAUGAGCUUAUUCAGCUAUACCUAUGAUCACUGGUAUGGAGAUAUGAUGCAUUGAUGUACCACAGUUGAAUCUAAGGUUUUUCAUGUAAGUUUUUGCUAUGUUGCGUUGCCCUUUAUGUGACCAUGAUGCAACAUCUGAAGGAUGCACAGAAAGGCUAUGAGAAAGAAGAUAGCCCAGUUUUGUCUAAGUGUAUUGGAAUUAACCAAUGGCUUUGGUGUUGGUUGUGAAGAUGGUCAGAAUGAUAUUU
Messenger RNA from Oryza brachyantha (malo sina), 1388 nucleotides. RefSeq names its product translation initiation factor eIF-2B subunit alpha. Gene Ontology annotation, cellular component: eukaryotic translation initiation factor 2B complex. Lineage: Eukaryota; Viridiplantae; Streptophyta; Magnoliopsida; Poales; Poaceae. The record is from RefSeq and is a predicted model, not a curated record. The transcript has 5 exons. Gene Ontology annotation, biological process: translational initiation. Gene Ontology annotation, molecular function: translation initiation factor activity; guanyl-nucleotide exchange factor activity. The coding region runs from base 37 to 1167 and encodes 376 amino acids.